Messenger RNA from Dioscorea cayenensis subsp. rotundata (Guinea yam), 731 nucleotides. Its product is annotated as peroxiredoxin-2-like. Gene Ontology annotation, biological process: hydrogen peroxide catabolic process; cell redox homeostasis; cellular response to oxidative stress. Bases 53 to 541 code for a protein of 162 amino acids. The transcript has 3 exons. The record is from RefSeq and is a predicted model, not a curated record. Gene Ontology annotation, cellular component: cytoplasm. Gene Ontology annotation, molecular function: thioredoxin peroxidase activity. Lineage: Eukaryota; Viridiplantae; Streptophyta; Magnoliopsida; Dioscoreales; Dioscoreaceae.
UGAACAAUGGCCAUUCUCACAGAGAGAGAGAGAGAGAGAGAGAGAGAGAGCAAUGGCGCCGAUAGCUGUGGGUGAUGCGCUCCCUGAAGGGACUCUGGCUUGGUUCGAUGAGAAGGAUGAGCUCCAGCAAGUCUCCAUCCAUUCCCUAGCUGCUGGCAAGAAGGUUGUGCUCUUUGGUGUUCCUGGAGCUUUCACCCCAACCUGCAGUAUGAAGCAUGUGCCUGGAUUUAUAGAGAGCGGUGAGGAGCUGAAAUCAAAGGGCGUUGACGAGAUCCUUUGCAUCAGCGUCAAUGAUCCCUUUGUGAUGAAGGCCUGGGCAAAGACUUAUCCUGAGAACAAUCAUGUGAAAUUCCUCGCUGAUGGUUCUGCAAACUACACCCAUGCGCUUGGUCUUGAACUCGACCUUAGUGACAAAGGGCUUGGCACCCGUUCCCGGAGGUUUGCCCUACUUGCAGAUGACCUUAAGGUCAAGGUCGUAAACAUUGAGGAAGGUGGUGCAUUCACCAUAUCAGGAGCUGAUGAGAUCCUCAAAGCACUCUAAGAAGUUUCCACCCAUCAUUUUACCUUAAUCCUACUUUUAUGAUGGUCUUCUAUGCAAAGUCAAUUCCCUUAUCUUGCUGUUUGUAUGAACUAUCAAGAGGGUGUGAACCAUGCUUGCUUGGUAUUUGAUUAUGUAGUGUUGCUGUGUGGUUUGAAUAAGAUUUUAUUUUAUGCUAUAAAUGUCUUUUUUA